This is a messenger RNA of Nanorana parkeri, 2254 nucleotides long. Its product is annotated as P-selectin-like. Gene Ontology annotation, cellular component: membrane; external side of plasma membrane. Bases 1 to 2223 code for a protein of 740 amino acids. Gene Ontology annotation, molecular function: oligosaccharide binding; sialic acid binding. The transcript is spliced from 15 exons. NCBI's taxonomy places the organism in Eukaryota, Metazoa, Chordata, Amphibia, Anura, Dicroglossidae. Gene Ontology annotation, biological process: heterophilic cell-cell adhesion; response to cytokine; leukocyte tethering or rolling. The record is from RefSeq and is a predicted model, not a curated record.
AUGGCAUAUUUAUCUUUUCUUUUCUUAACUGUGUAUGGCUUUGCAUUGAUAUUCUGUGUAAGGGGCUGGACCUACCACUAUUCACCAUACAAUAUGAAUUAUGACGAUGCGUAUAGAUAUUGUACAGAAAAAUACACUUCUAUGGUGGCGAUUCAAAACCAAAAAGAAAAUGAGCAUCUGAACAUCAUACUGCCUUUUAAUAAAGGAUAUUACUGGAUUGGCAUAAGGAAAAAUAAAAGCACUGGCAAUUGGACCUGGGUUGGUACUAAUAAGGUACUCACAAAGGAAGCUACAAACUGGGCCGAAAAAGAACCUAACAACCUGAGUGAUAGUAAAAAUGAAGACUGUGUUGAGAUGUAUGUAAAGCGUGCUACCGAUACAGGACAAUGGAAUGAUGAACCUUGCUCAAAGGAAAAGGCUGCUUUAUGCUAUAAAGCUUCUUGUCAUACUUCUUCUUGCAACAACCAUGGGGAAUGUGUUGAAACUAUUAAUAACUACACUUGCAACUGCUAUGAUGGCUUUUAUGGAGAUGAAUGUGAACAUGUUGUCACUUGUCCAGAAAUAAAUGGCAUAGACCACGGAUCAAUAAAGUGCUCUCAUGUUAACGGAAACUUUACAUAUCAGUCAAAUUGUAAUUUUAACUGCUCUGAUGGAUAUGUGUUGCUUGGCUCACAAAAUGUGAGUUGCACUAAAAAAGGAGACUGGAGAACUCACAUUCCACACUGUAAAGAAAUUCAGUGUAAACGUCCAGAGGUACCACUAAAUGGGAUGAUCAGAUGUUCCAAUGAUGGAGAACUUCUGCCAGAUAAGUCCAUGUGCAAUUUCAGCUGCGAUGAGGGUUUCCGUCUAGUGGGUUCCAGUUCAGUACUUUGUAUGACGCCUGGUCAGUGGACAGAAGAACCUCCAAAAUGUAAUGCUAUUCUGUGUGAACGUCCUAAGGAACCAGAAAAUGGAGUAAUGGAUUGUUCAGACCAUGAAGAAAUUCUGUCAUAUAAGUCUAGAUGUAAUUUCAGAUGCAAUGAAGGGUUUACUUUGGUUGGGUCUUCCUCAACGACAUGCAUGUCUUCUCAUCAAUGGACAGAAAAGCCCCCAAAAUGUGAAGCGAUUCAGUGCCAUCAUCCAGAGGUACCAAAGAAUGGGUCAAUGCAAUGCUCUAGCAAUGAAGGAAGCCUACUAUACAUGUCUUCAUGUAUUUUCACCUGUAAUGAAGGAUUUAACUUGGUGGGAUCUCCUAAAACAUUGUGUAAAGCUCCUGAUCAGUGGACAAAAGAACCUCCAAAAUGUGAAGCUAUCCAAUGCAAGAUCCCAGAAGAGCCACAGAAUGGAACCAUGAGUUGCACUGACUCUGGAGAAAUGCUUCCACAAAAUUCAGUCUGUAAUUUCAGUUGUACAGAGGGGUUCACACUGACAGGAUCCUCCACAAUACUUUGUGCUCCACCAGGUCAUUGGACAGGAGGAGUCCCAAAAUGUGAAGCUGUGCAGUGUCCUUCUUUGGUGGCCCCUACAAAUGGCCAGGUAGAAUGCCACAAUGGAUCACACUAUAACUCCAAAUGCACAUUUUCCUGUGCAGAAGGCUUUCAGGUGGUUGGAUCAUCAAAUCUCCAAUGUCUGCUUUCUGGAGAGUGGACAUCUUCAGUACCUAUAUGUCAAGCUGUGCAAUGUGCACCUCUGGUUGCUCCUGAAAAUGGAGAGAUAACAUGCCAAGAAGGUUACAGAUACAAAUCCCAGUGCUCUUUUACCUGCCAGAAAGGUUUCACAUUGAUUGGAGCAUCUGAUCUCAGUUGUUUAUCAUCUGGAAAAUGGACAUCAGCUGUCCCUAAAUGUGAAGCUUUAAAAUGUACAGCUCUUAUAGCUCCAUCAAUGGGGGAUAUGAAUUGCACUCACCUCUUAGGAGAAUUUGAGUAUGGAUCCGUGUGCACAUUUGACUGUGGGUAUGAUCUGUCACUAAAUGGAACUAGAACUGUUGAAUGUGACAGUAGUGGAAGAUGGAGUACAGAGCCUCCAACAUGUGAAGUAGUAAAAAGGCUGAACAUUCCCCCAACAUACUUCACAGUUGGAGCUGUUUCAGCAGGUGCUUCUCUCAUGUCAGCAGCUGGCCUUCUUAUAUGGCUUAUAAAACGAAUCCGUAAAACAGCAAAAAAAUUUACCCCCUCAAGUAGUUAUCAACAUCUUGAAGCAACGGGUAUUUAUCAAAAUACUAGUGACAGCGUUGGUAUCGUAUAGAAUACGGUUUACAGAAUUGUUAAAAUAUAGA